This is a messenger RNA of Bursaphelenchus okinawaensis, 982 nucleotides long. Lineage: Eukaryota; Metazoa; Nematoda; Chromadorea; Rhabditida; Aphelenchoididae. The record is from the annotation of a GenBank genome assembly.
AUGUUCUCCUACAGCAGUCCACAAGUAUCAAGAUGAAUUAGAAGAAUUGUUUGCUGAUUAGCUAACUCAAGUUGUUGGAAUUCCCAGGGUUGCUAAGGUAAGGUUUUAUAUAUUAUCGGAGGUGUGUUUAGUGCGGUCAAGCUAUUAUAUUGUUCGGAUCAUGGGUUGAUAUAGUAUUUAAGUUAUUUAACAUUUUUAAAGGUUCUUCGGAUAUUGUUUUUAAUGUUAUUUUUUAUAACACUGAAUUUUUAAGAUUCUAAUGCUAUCAUUUUGGAAAAGAACUUAAAAUUUUUUUAAAUAUUGGUCUAAAUGUGAGAUUAUGUUACUUUUCUUUCAGUACGGUUUCUUUAAAUUCUACUUCUUUGACGUUCGAGAUGUUGGGGAGCCGAUUCGAAUGAUGUUGCACUAUGUCAACGAAUUUGUUCGCAAGUUUUGUAACUUAUUAUGUCUAUAUUUUCAGAAUCCGAACUCAAGUCAUCGCCAAUGUUGGAUCACAAUGGAUUUGUGCUUCACAAAGCUCUUACUAUCGCUAAAUAUGUGGCUGACAUCUCUGGUAUGUGUUAUGUAGUAAAUUUGGUUCAUUUUAUUUUGCAAGAAGUAUAGAUUUUGUCAAAAUUCAAACGUCUUUAUAAUGUUUUUUGGUUACCUUAUUCUUUUCAGGUCUUGUGGGUAAAUACAGGAAAGAGAACGCUGUGAUUGACGAGUUUAUGGAGAUUCACCUUGAAGAAAUGAAUGAUUUACAGUCAUUCUUGAAGGUACUCUUGGAAAAAGACGAACAUGACAAGGUAAAUGUUUCUUUACGUUUUGGUAUUCUAAUUCAAAAUGCUUUUUUUCUAGGCUUUGUGAUAAAAAACGUAAAGCUUCUUUGUUUUCUAGGGUUAAAGCAAUGAUUAUGAUUGGCCUUUACCACAAUAAGUAAUGUUAUAUUUGUUUUCAGAAACAGUUCAUCGAAGAAAUGGGGAUUUCUCUUGUUAAGCGCUAA